AGGCUGGCCCGCCCCAUAGUCACUCUUGUGCCUCUCAACAGCCACAGGGGCAAAGCUCUGUCAUCUUUAGGAUCCAGUCACCAGGGAACAGAACGGGGAGACCAGAAGAGGGCCAGCUGGAGCCAGGGGGUGGAGGCUCAGGAAGCCGUUUCUGAAAGGGGCAGGGACCAGGCACAGGAGGCCAGGGGCCCGGAGAACAGACUCCCCUCAGAAGUGCAGAAGAGGAGAGCGGAAGGAACUGAGGGAGGGACAGACAGGAGCCUGAGGAGGAAAGAGGAGGGGGAAAGAGGGGUCAGGCCCAGCAGCCAAGGAGGAGGCGUGCAGCUGGGGGCUGCAGGCAGGAAGCUAGGGACAGAGCUGGCUCAGCGUGCUGUCCCCUGAAGCAGCGGCAUCCCCUGGAGGCACGGGUACAGGCAUCAUUGGUCAGACCAAGAUGUAUCUCUAAGGGUAGCAAGGAACACCUCACCAUGGCCCCCAGAAUCCUCUGGAGCUGCUAUCUCUGCUGUCUGCUGACCAUUGCCACAGAAGCUGCCAGCUACCCUCCUCGGGGCUACAGCCUGUACACAGGGGGCAAUGGGGCCCUCAGUCCUGGGGGACCCCAGGCCCAGAACUCACCCCGGCCUGCCAGCCGCCACAGGAACUGGUGUGCCUACGUGGUGACUCGGACAGUGAGCUGCGUCCUUGAGGAUGGAGUGGAGACCUUUGUCAAGCCAGACUAUCAACCCUGUGGCUGGGGCCAGCCCCAGUGUCCUCGAAGUAUCAUGUACCGCAGCUUCCUUCGCCCUCGCUACCGGGUGGCCUACAAGACGGUGACAGACAUGGAGUGGAGGUGCUGUCAGGGGUAUGGGGGCGAUGACUGCGGAGAGGGUCCUGCUUCUGUUCUGGGCCCUGCACCCUCCACACCACUUCCCCGGCCCAGGCCUGCGCGUCCCAACCUGUCUGGCUCCAGUGCCGGCAGCCACCUCAGUGGACUAGGAGGAGAAGGCCCUGGUGAGUCAGAGAAGGUGCAGCAGCUAGAGCAGCAGGUAAAGAGUCUGACCAAAGAGCUGCAAGGCCUUCGAGGUGUCCUUCAGGGAAUGAAUGGGCGCCUGGCAGAAGAUGUACAGAGGGCUGUGGAGGCAGCCUUUAAUGGGAGGCAGCAGCCAGCAGAUGCAGCUGCCCGCCCGGGUGUGCACGAAACCCUCAGUGAGAUCCAGCAGCAGCUGCAGCUCCUGGACAACCGUGUCUCCACCCAUGACCAGGAGCUGGGCCACCUUAACAACCAUCAUAAUGGAGGCCCUGGUGGAAGCGGCAGGGCCUCAGCCCCUGUCCCUGUUCCUUCUGGCCCCAGCGAGGAACUGUUAAGGCAGCUGGAACGGCAGCUGCAGGAGUCUUGCUCAGUGUGCCUGGCAGGGCUGGAUGGCUUCCGCCAGCAGCAACAAGAGGAUAGGGAGCGGCUGCGAACCCUGGAGAAGCUGAUGUCCUCUAUGGAGGAGCGGCAGCAGCAGCUUAUGGGACCUGCCAUGGCCAGAAGACCCCCUCAGGAAUGCUGCCCCCCGGAGCUGGGUCGGCGAGUGUCAGAGCUGGAACGGAGGCUGGAUGUGGUGGCUGGCUCGGUGACAGUGCUAAGCGGACGUAGAGGUUCUGAGCUCGGAGGAGCAGCAGGGCAGGGGGGCCAUCCCCCGGGGUACACCAGCUUGGCCUCCCGCCUUUCUCGCCUGGAGGACCGCUUCAACUCUACCCUAGGUCCCUCAGAGGAACAAGCGAAGAACUGGCCUGGAGGACCAGGGAGGCUGGGCCAGUGGUUGCCUGCUGCUCCUGGACAGCUGGAAAAGCUGGAGGUGCUACUAGCCAAUGUGAGCAGGGAGCUGGGUGGCCGCCUAGAUCUACUGGAAGAGCAGGUGGCAGGGGCUGUUAGGGCUUGUGGUCAGAUCUGCUCUGAAGGGCCUGGGGAACAGGACUCUCGGGUCAGUGAGAUCCUCAGUGCCUUGGAGCGCAGGGUGCUGGACAGCGAGGGCCAGUUAAGGCUGGUGGGUUCAGGCUUACACAAAGCAGAAACGGCAGGGGAAGCCCAGCAGGCCAUGUUGGAGGGACUGCAAGGGAUCCUGGGCCGGCUUCAGGAGCGCAUGGACGCACAGGAAGAGACGGCAGCAGAACUCUCACUGCGCCUCAAUCUUACCGCAGCCCAGCUAAGCCAACUGGAGGGUCUGCUGCAAGCCCGUGGGGACGAGGGCUGUGGCGCCUGUGGUGGUGUCCAGGAGGAGCUAGGCCGCCUUCGGGAUGGUGUGGAACGUUGCUCCUGCCCACUGUUACCUCCACGGGGCCCUGGAGCUGGCCCAGGGGUUGGGGGCCCAAGCCGUGGGCCUCUGGAUGGUUUCAGUGUGUUUGGGGGCAGCUCGGGCUCAGCCCUCCAGGCCCUUCAAGGAGAACUCUCUGAGGUUAUUCUCACCUUCAGCUCCCUGAACGACUCACUGCACGAGCUCCAGACCACUGUGGAGGGCCAGGGCGCUGAUCUGGCUGACCUGGGGGCCACCAAGGACAGCAUCAUCUCUGAGAUCAACAGGCUACAGCAGGAGGCCACAGAGCACAUUACAGAGAGCGAGGAGCGUUUCCGAGGCCUGGAGGAAGGCCAGGCCCAGGCGGGCCAAUGCCCUAGCUUAGAGGGGCGACUAGGCCGCCUUGAGGGAGUUUGCGAACGACUGGACACUGUGGCAGGGGGACUACAAGGCCUCCGUGAAGGCCUUUCCAGACACGUGGCCGGGCUCUGGGCCGCAGUACGGGAAAGCAACAGUACAAGUCUGACACAGGCCGCACUGCUGGAGAAGCUGCUGGGGGGCCAGGCAGGCCUGGGCAGGCGGCUUGGUGCCCUCAACAGUUCCCUGCUGCUCCUAGAAGACCGUCUGCAGCAACUUAGCCUAAAGGACUUCACUGGACCUUCAGGCAAGGCUGGGCCCCCUGGGCCUCCUGGGCUACAAGGGCCUCCAGGCCCUGCAGGACCUCCAGGACCUCCUGGCAAAGAUGGACAAAGGGGGGCCAUUGGACCACCAGGUCCUCAAGGUGAACAGGGUAAGUCAUUGGACUCUGGAAGGGGAAGUGCGCUUGCGCCUGGAGGAGAAUGGUCCUCAGGCAGCCUGGGCAGCAGGGACGGGGACUGGGGUUUAUGAACAUCCAUCCUAACACACUAUGUCUGUUCAGGAGCGGACGGAGCACCAGCAGCCCCCGUGCCUAGGGUGGCAUUUUCAGCUGCCCUGAGUUUGCCUCGGUCAGAACCCGGCACAGUCCCCUUCGACAGAGUCUUGCUCAACGAUGGAGGCUACUAUGACCCAGAGACAGGUGUAUUCACUGCGCCACUGGCUGGGCGCUACUUGCUGAGCGCUGUACUUACAGGGCACCGGCACGAGAAAGUGGAGGCAGUACUGUCGCGCUCCAACCUGGGCGUAGCCCGCAUAGACUCGGGAGGCUAUGAACCCGAGGGACUGGAGAAUAAACCUGUGGCCGAAAGUCAGCCCAGCCCGGGCGCUCUGGGAGUCUUCAGCCUCAUCCUGCCACUGCAGGUCGGAGACACCGUCUGCAUCGACCUGGUCAUGGGGCAGCUGGCACACUCAGAGGAGCCGCUUACCAUCUUCAGCGGAGCCCUGCUUUACGAGGACACAGACCUUGAACAGGUGUAGACAGGGUGGGCCGGACCACCAAACUUAUCUACACCGGUCGCAGAGCCACCCGAGUGGCGGCUCCCCACCAAGGCUGGGGGCAAGUCGGGACCACGCCCACUGCGGUUCAGGCAUCCAGAUCGGCUACUCAGCGCGUUGUGACUGCGUGGUCUCUGGGACUUAGGCGUCUUUUCUUGACUUUUGGUCUCACUGCCAUCCCCAUCAGAGCCCUCUCCAGGGCCUAGGCUGCGGAAGAGGAACCGACCCUCCAGGGCUCUCCCCAGCCCACACCACCGUACUAAACUAUUCAGGAAUAAAGACACUUUUUUUCUACAAAACAUA
Molecule: messenger RNA, 3971 nt
Organism: Rattus rattus (black rat)
Lineage: Eukaryota; Metazoa; Chordata; Mammalia; Rodentia; Muridae
Gene: Emilin1
Product: elastin microfibril interfacer 1
Exons: 7
Coding region: 468-3143 (891 amino acids)
Molecular function (GO): protein binding; extracellular matrix constituent conferring elasticity
Source: RefSeq, a predicted model, not a curated record